Molecule: messenger RNA, 2193 nt
Organism: Caenorhabditis angaria
Lineage: Eukaryota; Metazoa; Nematoda; Chromadorea; Rhabditida; Rhabditidae
Source: the annotation of a GenBank genome assembly
AUGCCUGCAUUAUUGUCAAGAAUGGCCCAACGCCUUGUUAUUGCUUCACCAAGAAUGAUGGCGACUGCUGCCAGUAUGCAACCAGCUGCUGUACCAGAAAAAGAAUAUGACCCAAAAAAGACUUUUUAUGUGAGUUAAAUCCUUCUUCAAGAUAUCUCAAUGCAUUCUGAAACUUUCUUUUAGCACAAAGAUUUGGAAAUCCAACUUGCUUCACCAUCUCAACUUCAUCCAAAACCAACUGAUCCAACCAAGCUCAAAUUUGGACAUACUUAUGCUGAUUAUAUGAUGACUUGCGAUUGGGAUCAAGACAAAGGAUGGCAUGCACCAAAAAUUGAGCCAAUUGCUGAAUUGAAAAUUCACCCAGGAGCCAAGGUAAGGAAGAGCAAAAAAUUACGGAAAUAAAAGAGAAAUUUAUCUAUAUUUUUUUGAUAAGAAAAAAUGACCAAUGAGGUUUUUGUUUCAAUGAAUCCUUGAGCAAAGAAAGCUUUGAAAUAUUCAAUAUGCCUUUCAAAUUUCUUCAAAAUUCACAUCUGAUUCCCGGAGAACAGUUUCUGAUGUCUUUUCAAUAUUUCUUAUCAGAAAACCAACAAAAAAACAUUCCAAAAAUGUCUAUCAUAUACGAAAUCAUCUUUUGAUGCUGUACACUUAUUGAUGUUAUCAAUGAAAGUUGACGAAACAAAAAAAAUUGUUCCAUGACCGGCCUCAGCGCCAAAAAUACAUCAUACGAUUCUGUCAACUUCUACGAUUUCUUAUCAAAAGUUCCAAACUUUUUUUUUUCGUCGACUUUUUCUCCGAAAAACUCUUAUCUGUCAAUCAGUGAUGAAAAAAGGAAAAAAAAGUAGCUAAAUCAUCAUGAUCUUCAAAGAUGAUGCAAGGUCUCCAAGUGUUGCCAACAUAUGUUGACCUUUUGUCAAAAAAAGAUAUCAAAAUUCAAUGAGAAAAAAUAUCUGUGUUUCAGGUUUUGCACUACGCCAGUGAGCUUUUCGAAGGAAUGAAAGCCUAUCGUGGAGUUGACAACAAAAUCCGCAUGUUCCGACCAGAUAUGAAUAUGAUGAGAAUGAAAAGAACUGCUCUUCGUGCUGCUCUUCCAGUGAGUUGUUUUUUUCUUGUUUUUAUUAUUCGUUUUUCGUCUUUCGAGUUUUACGGUCUCGUGACGAGUGAAAACUAAUCUAGUCUAAUCUAAUUUUUUUCUCAAGAAAGACAAAAAAUACGUCGAAAAAAAAGAACAGAAAGUCAAUUAACUUGGUCUCUUGGGAGAAUCUCUUACAGCUAAUUAGUUUUUGUUUUUCUUUCAGAAUUUCGAUGGGGAGGAGAUGAUUCAAAUCUUGUCAGAGAUGUUGAGACUCGAUUCUGAAUGGGUGCCAAAUUCCGAUGUUUGUUCAUUGUAUAUGAGACCAACAUUGAUCGGAACUGAUGUAAGAAAUACAGUAGAAAAAUGAGAAAAUCAGAGAAAAACAUGAAUAUUUUUUCAGCCAACCCUUGGAGUUGGAUGUCCAUCGGCCGCUAAAAUGUUUGUGAUUACUGGACCAGUCGGAGCAUAUUAUUCCACUGGAUUCCAACCAGUUUCACUUCUUGCUGAUUCUCGUUUCAUUCGUGCGUUCCCAGGAGGAGUUGGAGCAUACAAAAUGGGAUGCAAUUACGCGCCAACAAUUUGGGUUGGAAAAGAAGCUGCUAGCAAGAAUUGUCAACAAGUAUUGUGGUUGUAUGGAGAAAAUGAGGAUUUGACCGAAGUCGGAACCAUGAAUAUCUUCCUUUUCUGGAAAAAUGAGCAAGGAGAACUUGAACUCAUCACUCCACCACUUCAUCGUGGUUUAAUUCUUCCAGGAGUCACACGUGACUCUUUGUUGGAAUUGGCUAGAGAAUGGGGAGAAUAUAAAGUCACUGAAAGAACAUUGAACAUGCACGAAGUUAAAAAAGCAAUCUCAGAAAACCGAUUGUUCGAAAUGUUUGGAUCUGGAACUGCUUGUGUUGUUUCGCCAGUUGGAAAAAUUCUCUACCAUAAUAAAGCUACUGAUGAAUAUGAAGAUUUGAUGAUUCCAACAAUGAGCAGCAAAUAUGGAAUUAUGCAAAAAUUCUAUGACACAAUCAACAACAUUCAAGUGAGUUUCAUUCAACAAAUGAUUAUUAUUUAAAACCAUUUGACUUUUUCAGUAUGGCCGAAUUGAACGAGAAGGAUGGAUGCGUGAAAUUUGA